Messenger RNA from Angiostrongylus costaricensis, 282 nucleotides. NCBI's taxonomy places the organism in Eukaryota, Metazoa, Nematoda, Chromadorea, Rhabditida, Metastrongylidae. The record is from the annotation of a GenBank genome assembly.
AUGGAUCUGAUCGGAGUCUACACGUUGUUCUUCUUGUUGGCAGUGCUUUCAGCUGAGUUGAUUCCAUCCAUUAUUGAUAACGAUGAAGUCGCAGCACAAUCUGGAAGUGAACCGUCGUUGCGCAUGAAGCGACAGUUUGGAUGGGGUGGAGGAUGGGGCCGCCCUUACGGUGGUGGAUGGGGCCGUCCUUACGGUGGUGGAUGGGGCCGUCCUUACGGUGGCGGAUGGGGUCGUCGCUAUGGCGGCGGAUGGGGGGGUCCUUACGGCGGUGGAUGGGGAUAA